ACCAUUUCUCAGCUCCUGUGCUUUCGCCAGACCUACCUUGAAGGCGACAGACGUUAGCGGCAGCCAGACAACUAAUAUUACAAUUGCACAAGGAUUUAUCUGUGUUAAAAUGUUUAAAAGAAAGCUUACUGCACUGGAUUACCACAACCCCUCUGGCUUUGACUGUAAAGAUGAAACGGAAUUCAGGAAUUUCAUAGUGUGGCUAGAGGAUCAAAAGAUAAGGCAUUAUAAGAUUGAAGACCGAGGUAACCUGCGCAACAUCCCUAGCUCUGAGUGGCCCAAAGCCUUUGAAAAGUAUCUUCAAGAUGUGAGUUGUCCAUUUAGUGUCCAGGAGAGACCGGAGUGUGUGGACUGGUUGCUUGGCCUUGGUGUCCGACUGGAGUAUGGUGAUAAUGUGGAGAAGUACAGGAACUGCCCCCCUCUUGCAGCAACCAAUAACACCCAGAAGCCCAUAGAUCCGCUUAUCAACUUGGACAUCAACAACCCUGACUUCAAAGCUGGUGUCACUGCCCUGUCCAAUCUCCUUCAGAUCCAGCGUCAUGACGACUAUUUAGUGAUGCUGAAGGCUAUAAGGAUUCUCAUUCAAGAGCGACUGACUCCUGAGUGCAUCGCGAAAGCAAACCAGUCAAAAGAGGGCUUACCUGUUGCACUGGAUAAGCAUAUCCUUGGCUUUGACACAGGGGAUGCCUCCCUGAACGAAGCAGCUCAGAUCCUGCGCCUGCUGCACAUUGAGGAGCUGCGUGAGCUGCAGACGCGGAUCAACGAGGCCAUCGUGGCUGUGCAGGCCAUCAUCGCAGACCCCAAAACAGACCACCGCCUGGGGAAGGUUGGCAGAUGACCAGCCUCUUGGAUCCACAUCCUUCUCUCCCCCUUCAACACCCCCACAUGCUCAAAGAAGAGUUUAGGAGACUACAGACAGUCCCCCCCCCCCAAUGAGAACACCAAGCCAUGGAGGACCAUGCACUUGCUUUUUAUUUUCAACCCACACUGUAUCAAAAGACUGUUUCUGGAGUGUAAUUUUUCUGUUUCAAAGUGCUGAACAAUGGUCGUAAAGUGGGAUUUGCGCGGCAUCCCUCACAGCCUCUCCUUCCCGUUUGGUUUUAAUUUGGCCUUUUUCUUCUGAAUGUCCUCGUUAAACGCUGUGAAUGGUAAUGACAUGCAGAAAACAGAUAUGAAAUGUCUGAGGAAAUGCA
Messenger RNA from Alosa sapidissima (American shad), 1193 nucleotides. RefSeq names its product RNA transcription, translation and transport factor (gene rtraf). The transcript is spliced from 8 exons. NCBI's taxonomy places the organism in Eukaryota, Metazoa, Chordata, Actinopteri, Clupeiformes, Clupeidae. The coding region runs from base 110 to 838 and encodes 242 amino acids. Gene Ontology annotation, molecular function: RNA binding. Gene Ontology annotation, biological process: tRNA splicing, via endonucleolytic cleavage and ligation. Gene Ontology annotation, cellular component: tRNA-splicing ligase complex. The record is from RefSeq and is a predicted model, not a curated record.